This is a messenger RNA of Eimeria maxima, 2235 nucleotides long. RefSeq lists its product as hypothetical. The transcript has 6 exons. Bases 1 to 2235 code for a protein of 744 amino acids. Lineage: Eukaryota; Apicomplexa; Conoidasida; Eucoccidiorida; Eimeriidae. The record is from RefSeq and is a predicted model, not a curated record.
AUGGACAGCCUAGAAGAACCCCGGACAAAGCAUCUGUACGUCACUCCGUGUUCGCCAUACCGUCGGUUCGCAGAGGCGCAACCAGCCAGGCAAGAGUUAUACGACGCCGUAGCAGGUGAUGAUCUGGACACUCUCCGCAACUAUAGGGCUUACUGGAAUACUCCAAUUUGCACCUACAGACAGCCGGGAUAUGGGGAGAUCUACACGACGCCCCAACUGUGCCUGCUCCUGCAGCAAGAACGGCUUUUGAACUAUUUGCUGGCAGAUCCUUGCAUAGAAGUCGAGGCAAGGUCGUCUCCUAGUGGCUGGACUCUGUUGAUGAUCGCAUGCGCAGCAGAUGCUUCGCUUGGUGUUGUGAGUUUAAUACUACAACGAGCGAGGAGCAAGGAUCACAUCAACACCAUCAGCGUCUCUGGCAAUACUGCGUUGGACUGUGCGCGGCCGGGGAGCAGUGUUUAUCUGUUUCUCGUCGACCAAGGGGCUCUCCUAGCAGAGGAAAUUUAUGGAGCGUCAGGUUCGGGUGGUGAUGAUGUUGUCGAUACUGACUUUCGGGGGAGAGUUCUACGGGACAAGGCUAAGGAGGCCCCAGAAGGACUAGAGAGUAAGAAACAAGAACAGAGCAGAAGUACAAGUCGAGUCGGCAAAGGGGAAGCACCACGCAGUCCUUCGUUGGAGCAAUCGCUACGAGAUCCUACACUUUCCCCUAACAGGGCAUCUCAAGAGAAACUUCCAAGGAGUUGUGGCCGGCCGUCUGCGUCACCUUCGCAAGGUUCCUGUGGAAGGGAAGCAGUUCUAAAGAAAAGACAGCCAACCAGCCUUCCAAAGAGAGGCGCUCACCGGGGGCGACAGCCAAAGGCCACGGGGGCUGUAGGCAAACUGGAGAUGAAGGCAAGAACCCUAUCACCAGAACACUCAGCCAAGGACACUAACAUGAAGCCUACAGACAGUGCACGACCCGAUGCGGUGCCACUGGCUUCCGGAGCGCUCAGAAGACCAUCGGGCAACCACCGGCAAGCUAAUGCGAUGGCUCUUUCAACGGAGUCUCCCGCUGCUGAAGCAACCCCAGAGCUCUUGGCGCAAGAACGUAAACAGCCUGACGAGGGGAGACGGGAAAAUGCAGAGACAGUGAGUUUCUCGGCAGUGAAACCGCCUACAGCAACCGUUAGCCGACAAGAAGGCGGCCAGCGGCAUGCCGAUUCCGUCAAGCACGCAAAGGGGUCCCCUGUGGCUAAAUCAAUGAGAAGAGUUUCUUCCAUUUCUAGACGUGAUCUGCCUUUGAAAGUUUCUCGUCCCCAGAUGCCUUUGCAGAAGGAAGAUGUCGCAGACACUGAUUCUCCGGUGGAGCCGCCAUUGAAGGGAGGUUCCAGCAAAGAUACGAAGAACACAGCGCCUACUACACUGCUCUUGAAGGGGGACUAUAGCACAAAAACGGUGCUAAAGGAGCAACAUACUCUCUCCAAGCAAUUUCACAGGCUUGCUUCGGUGGGAUUUGCUCAUCGCCAACCGAGUAGCGCAGUAGAAAUCUCUGCCACCCAAGAAGAACAAGCGGAAACACACCAGCAAACUGACUCCCCAAGCGAGAGUAUGCGUUCUUUUGCUGAAGCAGAGGGCCCGCACGUACCUUCGAACUUGCCAAAGUUUACUUCCAGGCCUGUUGGAGUACACGAUCGGCCCAAAGCACAAGUAGGUACGUUGGUGCCAGCCGGAGGAACAGCAGAAGAAAGCCAGAUAGUUGGCCCACGGCAAGUAUCUGUGGAGGUGAAAGAGCAUGCGCCAGCUGCGGCGGAUAGUGGAGGAGGAUCACCUCGUGAGCUCGACGAGCCUGGCGAGGGGCAGAACGUACCUGUUGCUGAGGUAGACAUUCCCUUCUCAGAAAGAGUUUUGAGGAAGGAAGAUUCCAGUUCCUGCCAACAAAGUCCUGCUAUUUCGACUCCUGGCGAGAAGCAACCGCCAGUCUCUCUGUUCCUCAAGAAGACUACUUCAGGAGAUGCACACGUAACCGCGCCGAAGUCAGCCCUGGCUAUGGUACCAAGCACCCAGCAACAACAGCUCCUUUCAGAAAAUUUUACAGCAGAACAGACAGAGGCAACCUCAACAGCGAGCCAAAGGCUAGCUGUCUCGAGAAGCGAUUUACAAAAGAGUGAACCGAAUGCUACAAUUUCACAUAGUAACACAUAUUCUCCAGCCGCCAUGAAGUCGGGUGCGGCCGCACUCAGUUCAUGGCCCUCUACAUAA